Molecule: messenger RNA, 498 nt
Organism: Priapulus caudatus
Lineage: Eukaryota; Metazoa; Priapulida; Priapulimorpha; Priapulimorphida; Priapulidae
Product: adenylate kinase isoenzyme 1-like
Exons: 5
Coding region: 124-498 (124 amino acids)
Biological process (GO): nucleoside triphosphate biosynthetic process
Cellular component (GO): cytosol; cytoplasm
Molecular function (GO): ATP binding; AMP kinase activity
Source: RefSeq, a predicted model, not a curated record
GCCGCUCGCAGUCUCGCACACAUUGCCCAUUCCCUCUGUUACUGUUUUCGUCAGUCGACGCACAGCAUCGGAGCAGCGUAGGUUAUAUCUUAUUAGAGAUCCCCGGAUUCACUAUUCUCAACGAUGGCGGCACCACAGCCAGCUCCACAGGAGAUUGAAAGGAAGAACAUCGACGUGUCGCCACUCACGAAAGCGAACGUGUCCGUCAUCUUCGUUGUAGGAGGGCCCGGCUCCGGUAAGGGCACGCAGUGCGAGCGCAUCGUUAACAAGUAUGGCUUCACUCAUCUAUCCUCGGGAGACCUGCUGAGAGCCGAGGUGCAGUCCGGCUCGUCACGUGGCAAACAGCUAACGUCCAUCAUGGAGCGCGGAGAACUCGUGCCGCUGCAGGUCGUACCGUUGACCUGGCUGAAAGGGAGGGCGAAUUGUGAGAAGGCCAAGGCUGGCACAAAGGGCUUCCCUAUCAUCGAUAGUUACCUCCAGGGAGGUGUUCAGGAGUGA